GUCAUCGUCAUGGACAGCUUGACCAGGCUCACUGUCCUCCUUUUGUUCUUGUGGACUGUGGAAGGACAGAAUGAAACUACCAUGCAAGAGCCAUCUAGAACCACACUGGAACUGACUACGACCACACAGGAACCAACUACACCGGAGCUGACUAUGACUACACCAGAACCGACUACAACCACGCCAGAACCAACUACAACUACACCGCAACUGACUACGACCACACAGACACCUGUGGCGCCCAAUACAACAAUACUGGAACCAAUUAUGACCACACAAGGACCAGCUACAGCUACUCAGGUGCCAAGUCAAACCACACAGGCAACAGGGAGAUGUUCUGCAGAUCCCCCCUUGUGCUGUCUGAGGCAGAAUAACAUCUGUAACAGAGGAUGCUUCUGUGAUGUUGCCUGUCUGAGAUUCAGGGACUGUUGCUCUGAUUUCAAUUCUACCUGUGUGACAGGCUUCCCAAGUGGAACCUCUCAAUCACAGAACCAGACCAGCAUGAACAACAUGACCAGCGUGAACAACACUGGCUCCACGUUUCCCAUCUUCUCUUUCUCAGGGAGCUGUGCAUCUCCAGGUGCCAUGUGUUGUGCUGGGACCAACUUGAGCUGCUUUCAGGGGUGUUUCUGUGACGAGGCGUGUGUGAAUAUAGGAGACUGUUGCCCUGACUACAGCAGUACCUGCCUAGCCCGACCUGUUCAAUCUGUUUUUGCCAACUUGCUUGUAUCUGUCAACGCCCCAUCCUAUGUGACUGACUCAUAUGUGCAGGCAACACUCCAGAAUGCCACAGCUCAACUCCAGCUGUACUUACAGAGUACAUACAGUAAGUUCAGUUCUUUGAGCAUCAUCAAGAUCAGACUGAAAACUUGAAU
This is a messenger RNA of Scleropages formosus (Asian bonytongue), 875 nucleotides long. RefSeq names its product integumentary mucin C.1-like. The transcript has 6 exons. Lineage: Eukaryota; Metazoa; Chordata; Actinopteri; Osteoglossiformes; Osteoglossidae. The coding region runs from base 10 to 873 and encodes 287 amino acids. The record is from RefSeq and is a predicted model, not a curated record.